Molecule: messenger RNA, 669 nt
Organism: Fulvia fulva
Lineage: Eukaryota; Fungi; Ascomycota; Dothideomycetes; Mycosphaerellales; Mycosphaerellaceae
Exons: 1
Coding region: 1-669 (222 amino acids)
Source: RefSeq, a predicted model, not a curated record
AUGUCCACAAUAGCCCAAGCAAACCACCCCCACCAACACAAACCAUCCCCUAAACGCUCUUCCCUCUCCCCACGUCUGUACACAGAGACCCGAGGCGACGCAUACACCCGAGCCCUCGGUCGGAAUCCCCAGGUCGCCGACGAGGACGAAGACCUCCCGGUCUGGCUCAACUACCUGCUCAACAUUGUUUUGAACACAGCCCUCCUCCUCAUCUCCACCGCCCUCCUCGCGCGUAUCGCUACGAUCGUAGGGGAUCAGACUGCCACGGUAGCCGAGCUGGUGAAGAAUGGAGCUUGUCUAGUCCCGGAACUGAACAGUUGGCACAUCACCAACAACACUAUAAUCUCCCCCCUUCGGCUACACACCAUCGCAGCUCUCUACCUCCUCUCCAUCCCGCUUCUCGCAAGUCGCUCCGCCGACGGAUAUAGCGUGACAUUCCAAGACUUCCGCUCUGGGAUGGCGGUUGCAGCUUUCGUUAGUGUGGUGGGCUUGGGGGUGUGGUGGGUCCUUGUCAUGGGGACACUUUUUGUCAGGGACGUGGUGGCUUGUGGGGGAGCAGUGAGGGAGUGGGUGGGGAGGGCGUUGGUCAAUGAGACGGAGGUGAUGAGGGAGCAGUAUGAGCUUGUGAAGAGUGCACGUGCCAGGUUGGUUAGGGUUGAUGGGGUGUGA